Cuscuta campestris is the source of this 1676-nucleotide messenger RNA. The record is from the annotation of a GenBank genome assembly. Lineage: Eukaryota; Viridiplantae; Streptophyta; Magnoliopsida; Solanales; Convolvulaceae.
AUCAAAUGGAGGCGAGCUAGAUAAAAUCUUACAAACUAAUUAAGGGGAAAAAAGGAAACCCAUCCUCGCCGGAACAAACAACAACUCGCUCGAGUUUUGACGAGAUUCGACAAAACAUUAUAACUCUAUUUAACAUAAGGUACACAAACAGAAUAGUGACUGAACCGGAGGACAAUGCUAAGGCGAUGGAAAGAUGUACGAGAUGACAUAAAGAAUGAUAACAAUAAUAAAGAUGUUAUUUUGAAAUAUAUAUUUUGUACGAAUAUGUUAAGCUUCCAAAUGAAAAUAGUUCAGAACAGAAAAAUUAAAUUGGAAGAAGACGCAGAGCUGAGCAGGAAAAGGAAGAAGACAGAGACAAAAAGAUUUGUUUGCUCUGCCGCGAACUGAAUCGCAUGCCUUCACCUGCUGAUUUUUGUGUUCGUUCCUGCGAUUCAAUUCGGAUUGAUUUCUGGUACAGCAGUUGCUGAUGGACACCGGCGGUGGUGGAUUUCGCCGGAGAAUGAUGGAGACGGCGGAACAGAAACUCGAUUCGCCAAACCUAGGAGACUUUCUCCGAGUGAAAGAGGGGAGCAACGCUAAUGGGGGCAGUGACAGUGUGGCGGGUCUGACUCUAGGCGCCGUGCUGGGAAGAGAGCCACGGUCGGCUACGGCGGAGCUGCCAAACCACCGGACUCUCCUGGAUAUCAUACGGGCUGAGCCUUUUGCCAGCAAGGGAAACCGAAAGACCUGGAAACAGAUCACCGAUAGGCUCUGUCUCAGAAUCCCUGUGUCCGCCUGGUCCUGCGUCAAUCCCGACCCCCAUGCCCUUGACUCGGACAUACCUCUCCGGCAGAGCAACCGCUGGAUGGGGGAAGAAUCCCAUCCUGCGCGGGUUUCUGCUGCGAAUAGCUCUCCGCAGGCGGGGGAGCAAUUUAACCAUGAAUCGAUUCAACAGCCGGAACUGACGACAUCGCCGGAUUCAACCACUCUGAUUCUGCUUCUGCAGAGGAGCUCCAGCCGGGCAGUGGGUAGAGGAAGCUCAAGGCUCGAGGUAGCGGAAGCAGAAGCCUCCGGCGAAGGAACAGGGGACCAGCCGGCAAGACUGUCGUUGAUGACUUUGCUUGCGGAGACUGACAGGGAAAUGGGGCUGGACGGUGCAGCUUACCUGCUGGAAGAGGAAGAAGGGGAAGCGGAGGAGGAGAUUGCCGCCGCGGCCGCCGCCGGCAAUGUAGAUCAGUGCUGCGUGUGCAUGAUUAGACACAAGGGUGCGGCGUUUAUACCUUGCGGACACACAUUCUGCCGGCGGUGCUCGAGAGAGCUAUGGGUUCAAAGGGGAAGUUGUCCUCUCUGCAACAAUUCAAUCUCUGAAGUUCUUGACAUUUUCUGAUCACCUCUCUAUAUACUCCAUACUCUCUCAUCAUCUACAGGUUUCAUAUACUCCAUUCAUUUUCUUCUUCAGUAGCACUUUGAAACGGUAAAAGUAAAAAAAAAACAAAAUUGUUUGUAUUGGUGUAAAUUUUUUACUCACAUUUCUCACUCCGUAUAUUUCUACUGUGCAAAUUGGGAAUGGUUUGUGAUAGAUUGUCUAAGUUAGUUCUGUUGGGGUGGAGCCGGUUUUGAAUUUGGAGUGGUCAACAUGUCACAUUACCCUCGAAACAAAAAAGGACUAACAUUGACAAUAUAUAGACUGUGUUUGU